This is a messenger RNA of Megalops cyprinoides (Indo-Pacific tarpon), 337 nucleotides long. RefSeq names its product cortexin domain-containing 1. The transcript has 2 exons. Bases 145 to 324 code for a protein of 59 amino acids. The record is from RefSeq and is a predicted model, not a curated record. NCBI's taxonomy places the organism in Eukaryota, Metazoa, Chordata, Actinopteri, Elopiformes, Megalopidae.
UGCAGCGGCGGGCACUGCUACGGCUCUGCUGAAGCCUGCCUGGGGAACGCUACUACUUUCUGCUCAACAGGAUGUGAGAACAGGCAGAUAAGAGAUCAGGAUGGUAGCACUGGCGGCCCGCAUCGAUGAGGACAGACCGAAGCGAUGGAGGAGCCAACGCCCGACCCCGCCUAUGUCGACGUGGACCAGGGAUUAACUCUGGCAUGCAUCGCCUUCCUCUGCCUCCUGCUGGUCGCCAUGAUCAUCCGCUGUGCCAAGGUCAUCAUGGACCCCUACAGCGCCAUCCCCACCUCCACCUGGGAGGAGCAGCACCUGGAUGACUGACAGCGGGUUGGAC